This is a messenger RNA of Peronospora matthiolae, 597 nucleotides long. The record is from the annotation of a GenBank genome assembly. NCBI's taxonomy places the organism in Eukaryota, Oomycota, Peronosporomycetes, Peronosporales, Peronosporaceae.
AUGAACGCCCCGUUUUGUGAAGCAGUAGGCGCUUUAAUGCACUUGAUGACCGCGACACGACCGGACAUUGCCUUUGCUGUGAGUUACGUUUCGCGCUUCAUGGAAAACCUCCAAGUCGAGCAUUGGAUGGCGGUCGAGCGCAUUUUGCGAUACUUACAAGGGACUAAGUCGGACGGCAUCUGUUUUAAGUCUGAUGACAAGAUAGACUUCUGCGGCUACUCGGAUGCAGACUGGGCCGGCGACCAUGCAGACCGCAAGUCGACUUCGGGAUAUGCGCUCAUCCUGAUGGGUGCUCCGGUGAGCUGGGGAAGCAAAAAGCAGUCAAGUGUGUCGCUGUCAACAAGUGAAGCUGAGUGCAUUGCAUUAAGUCUGGCUAUUCAAGAAGGCAAGUGGGUGCAUCGAUUGCUGUGCGAUAUUCUGGAUGCCGCAGAGGACAAGUCUGGACCCGAGCUCAAGAUCAUGGAAGACAACCAAUCGUGCAUCAAGAUGACGAAGAAUCCUGUGAACCAUGGUCGGGCCAAGCACAUCGACACUUGUGGUCCAAUGGAAGUCGACUCGCUAGGUGGAAGCAAGUACUUGCUACUUGUUAAAGUCUGA